AUGUCGGCGCAAAUGCGGAACCCAAAGAACAUUGGUGGCCCUCGGUUAGAGCUGUCAUUAUGUGACCUUUCAAAUCACACCAUUCCCGUCUGCAUGAUGCUGGUUGUUUUUGCUGAUUUGGAGCAAUAUUUUGCUAUUUUGUCGACAAUAUCGAGAUUUACUGCCACUGGUGGUUUGACCUGCUGUGCUAAAGCUCGGCCAUUGAUUCAACCAAUAAACCCAGUAGCUUUUUCUAGUGGGAAGGCUGUUGCGAAAAGUUGUGGUUUGAGUAUAAGUUACCUUCAAAGCUUACUCUUUAUUUUAAAAAAUAACAACAGGUGGGAUGUAUUUGCUCCUGGGAUGCCUCGGUGCCUGGAGGUGGAAAGCCUGGAAGAGAUGGACACCAACUCAAAGUUCAACUUCACCAAAAUCAGCGGCUUCCUGCUGAAGUCCAAGCUCACCACGCUGGAAUUGAAACUAAAGGGAUUCAUGAACCGCACAGAGUCUUGGAAAAAGUUGUCAGACAUGAGGAACAUCUUCUGGUUCAACAAGACGCCCGUUUCAGAAUAUGUUGCUGAACACUGGGAGGAAGAUACUUUCUUUGGCUACCAGUAUCUGAAUGGUGUCAACCCCGUGGUCAUUGAGAAAUGCAAGGAGAUCCCAUCCAAUUUUCCGGUCACCCAGGAGAUGGUCGCUGGGUCCCUUGCAGAGUCUACAACGCUCCAGGAAGAAGUGCAGAAGGGGAACAUCUUCAUUGUGGAUUAUGAGAUCCUGCAAGGCAUCCCAACCAACACGAUUGAAGGCGAGCGGCAGUAUUUGGCGGUUCCUCUCUGUCUCUUCUACCAGACGCCAACCAGGGACCUCAUCCCCAUUGCCAUCCAGCUCAGCCAAACCCCGGGUCCUGAGAGCCCCAUUUUCCUCCCCAGCGACUCCAAAUGGGACUGGAUCUUGGCAAAGAUGUGGGUGCGGAACGCGGACUUCCACGUCCACCAGAACAUCUCUCACCUCCUGCGGACACACCUGAUGGCUGAGAUCUUUUCGAUGGCUGCCCUCCGGCAACUGCCCAUGUGCCACCCGCUCUUCAAGCUGCUAAUUCCUCACUUGCGAUAUACUCUCCAGAUCAACACUUUGGCCAGAGUCAGGCUGAUCAAGGAAGGAGGCAUGAUGGAUAGGGCCACGUCGGCCGGCUUCGAAGGGAUCGUGCCUUUGGUGGCCAAAGGGGCUUCCAGGCUGACCUACUCUUCUCUCUGCCUCCCGGAAGACAUCGAAGCCCGCGGAGUCUCCGCAGUGGCCAACUAUUACUACCGGGACGACGCCACGAAGAUUUGGGCCUCCAUUGAAAUCUUUGUGAGGGACAUGGUCAGGUACUACUACUGGAGUGAUGACCGCGUCCAGAACGACCCAGAGCUCCAAGCCUGGAUCCAGGAGGUCUUCAGGGAAGGCUUCCAAAGCAGGGAGAACUCAGGCGCCCCUUCUUCUCUGCAGACGAUGGAAGAGCUCUCCAAAUUCCUGACGAUGGUGAUUUUCACCUGCUCAGCUCAACAUGCCGCAGUCAACAGCGGUCAGUUUGACUUUGGCUCCUGGAUCCCCAACGUCCCGCCCACCAUGCGGAAACCCCCGCCCACCAAGAAGGGGACCGCAACUUUGGAGAACAUUCUUAAUAUCCUUCCUCCGGUCAACAUCACCUGCCUUGCCUUGACUUCUCUGUGGCUUCUAAGCAACGAGGUGGGAGACCGGAGACUAUUGGGAAACUUUCCAGAUGAACAUUUCUCCGAGUCCGAGCCAAAGCGCCUCAUAAGAGUCUUUCAAAGCCGCCUGGCCGAAAUUUCUCACGGAAUUGACGAGAGGAACAAGUCACUGGCGCUCCCGUAUGAAUACAUCAACCCCCCUCGGGUCGAGAACAGCAUCCAGAUCUAAAACCUCAGAGGAUGAUGUCUGGAUUUUGUCAUUGCUCGGGCAUCAUCCAUCUCCAUGAAACUCGGUUAUGUGACAUGCAGAUCCGCCGCAUUUCUCAAAAACUCUUCUCCUGGGAAGUGGUGAGAUUUUGCACAACUAGGCUUGGCUUUCUGGAGAGCAGGAACAGAGAUGUCGGCGCAAAUGCGGAACCCAAAGAACAUUGGUGGCCCUCGGGUUUGUCUUGUGGGCCCUCAGUCUAGUUUCAAAGGUCUCUGGCAAGCAGACAUU
Messenger RNA from Anolis carolinensis (green anole), 2163 nucleotides. RefSeq names its product polyunsaturated fatty acid lipoxygenase ALOX15B-like. The record is from RefSeq and is a predicted model, not a curated record. The transcript is spliced from 13 exons. Gene Ontology annotation, molecular function: iron ion binding; oxidoreductase activity, acting on single donors with incorporation of molecular oxygen, incorporation of two atoms of oxygen. Gene Ontology annotation, biological process: hepoxilin biosynthetic process; arachidonate metabolic process; linoleic acid metabolic process. Lineage: Eukaryota; Metazoa; Chordata; Lepidosauria; Squamata; Anolidae. Bases 1 to 1896 code for a protein of 631 amino acids.